AUGAGUGUUGAAGUGUACAGAGAGCCUAACUCAGUGAUCUUCUUUACAGAAGAGCCUGACGGAUUAACAAAGCUGACGAGUGUGAUCCUGGGUGGUGUGACUCUUUUCCUCAUCAUGGUCAUUAUUGGUCUAGUUGUUCGAAUCAAACAGCUUCAGAGAGUGUCUGAGUCUCAGACUGUGGAGGUCCAGUCUGGUGAAGACGUCACUCUGCUGUGCUCCAGCACCUCCACAGCUCCAACUCACACAUUUUGGUCCAAACUUUAUAACAAAACCAAGAUCAGCUGUAUCUCUUCUAUGUACGGCUCUGAAGGCGAGGCUUCAUUCUGUGAUGGAUUUCAAAAUGGCAAAUAUGAAAUGAGCUCCAACAUCUCCACAAUCUCUCUUAAAAUCAAACAAGUGGAUGUAUCUGACUCUGGACUGUAUCUCUGUGGAUUUUACAUGAGUAGACACACAAGACUUACUGUGACAGAUUUAAAUGUUCAAGGCAGUGAUGAACCUCGUGACCAUGUUGACGGCGAGUGUACGAAAGAACCUGAUGGAAUAGCAAAGCUGACAAGUAUGAUCCUCGGUGCUGUGACUGUUUUCCUUGUCAUGGUCGUCAUUGGUCUGGCUGUUAAGACAGCCGCUGAUGAAAACCAGAAUCCACAGAGAAACAAGAACCUGGACUCUGGUGACUUGAAGGAUGCAGCACUGAGUUUGUAUUCACCAACAAUAAGAAACAGGAGGCCUGCAUCAGAGAGAGAAGAGGAGACUCAUGUUAUUUACACUGCCAGCAGAUAGACUCAGAGUGGAACUGAUGCUUUUAUCAUGUUCAUGUGCUGCUGUGGUUUUG
Lates calcarifer (barramundi perch) is the source of this 832-nucleotide messenger RNA. RefSeq lists its product as uncharacterized. Gene Ontology annotation, biological process: response to bacterium. The transcript has 6 exons. NCBI's taxonomy places the organism in Eukaryota, Metazoa, Chordata, Actinopteri, Centropomidae. Bases 1 to 780 code for a protein of 259 amino acids. The record is from RefSeq and is a predicted model, not a curated record.